Molecule: messenger RNA, 12013 nt
Organism: Chroicocephalus ridibundus (black-headed gull)
Lineage: Eukaryota; Metazoa; Chordata; Aves; Charadriiformes; Laridae
Gene: EPHA6
Product: EPH receptor A6
Exons: 19
Coding region: 764-3919 (1051 amino acids)
Biological process (GO): protein phosphorylation; axon guidance; ephrin receptor signaling pathway
Cellular component (GO): plasma membrane; dendrite
Molecular function (GO): ATP binding; protein binding; transmembrane-ephrin receptor activity
Source: RefSeq, a predicted model, not a curated record
CAAAAAAAAAAAACCAAAAACGAACUGCAGGCGGCUGGGCGGCACGCAAACCGGGAGGGAGCAGCGAACAUCACACCAGAGCCGCCUGGUUUCUGAUUGCUCCGCGGCAGAGAGGGGGGAGAGACAGAGACUGAGAGGGGCGAGCGGCGGGGAUGCUGCCCCGCAAGUUUCCUUGAUGCCUUCGGGAGCGUGAAGGAGGCGCCCGGCCCUUCUCCCUCUGCCCGCCUCGGGAGCUCGGCGGCGGGGGCGAGGCGCUCCGCCGUGGCAAACUGAAGCCCCCUCGGCGCUGCCUCCGGCCGGGGAUGCGGGGGGCCGUGCGGCGCGGACGGGGGAGGAGGCUGCUCCUGCGGAGGAGGCUGAUGAAGCUGCCGGGGGCGCUUCUGAGGGGCUGAAGGUGCCGCCGGCCGAAGCCGGCGGAGGGAGCGGGGCGCGACCCCUCCCGCCGCCGCCGCCGCCGCCGCCGCUUCGAAGUUGCCGGAGCUCUCCGGGCUCCCAGCGCCGCCGCCCCUCACGGCAGGGCGGCAGCGGGGGCUCCCGCCCUCGCCCUCCGGACCGCCGCCGUGCCCCAGGACCCCGCUGGUGGAUGCGCCCGGCCCGGCCCGGGGAGCCCCCGGCGGCAGUGCAGGCAGCGCAACCCGCCGGGCCGCACCGGACCCCGCUGGGGCGGCGGGCGGGGGAGCCGCGGCGGCGUUCCCCGCCGGCCUGAAGGAGGACGGGGAGCCUCGGCGGGCCGAGGACGCGGGGCGCUCGGCGGGCACCAGCCAUGGGGUGUUGUGAGGUGAGGGGAUUGCUCUGGAGAGUCGGCCUCUUCCUCCCCCUGCUGACAGCGCGCCCCGCCGCCGCCGGUCACGUCGGCAGCAACCACGUUGUGUUACUUGAUACUACAGCUGCCCUUGGAGAACUAGGAUGGAAAACAUUUCCUUUAAAUGGGUGGGAUGCCAUAACAGAAAUGGAUGAAUACAAUCGUCCCAUUCAUACUUACCAGGUAUGUAAUGUGAUGGAACCAAACCAAAACAACUGGCUUCGAACAAACUGGAUCUCCCGUGAUGCUGCACAGAAGAUUUAUGUGGAAAUGAAGUUUACCCUGAGGGACUGCAACAGUAUUCCGUGGGUACUGGGAACCUGCAAGGAAACUUUCAAUCUCUACUAUAUGGAGUCAGAUGAGUCUCAUGGAGUAAAAUUCAAGCCAAACCAGUACACUAAAAUUGAUACUAUUGCUGCUGAUGAGAGCUUUACCCAGAUGGACUUGGGUGACCGCAUUCUUAAACUCAACACAGAAGUUCGUGAGGUUGGGCCAAUAAACAAGAAAGGAUUUUAUCUUGCUUUUCAGGACAUUGGAGCAUGCAUUGCUUUGGUCUCAGUCCGUGUUUAUUACAAAAAGUGCCCUUUCACGGUCCGUAAUUUGGCUAUGUUUCCUGAUACUAUUCCAAGGGUUGAUUCUUCCUCUUUGGUGGAAGUACGGGGCUCCUGUGUGAAGAGUGCUGAGGAACGUGAUACUCCAAAAUUGUAUUGUGGAGCAGAUGGGGAUUGGCUUGUGCCUCUAGGACGAUGCAUCUGCAGUGUAGGAUAUGAAGAAGUGGAUGGCUCCUGCCAUGCUUGCAGGCCUGGAUUCUAUAAAGCAUUUGCUGGAAAUGUAAAGUGCUCCAAGUGCCCUCCACACAGUUUGACUUAUGUAGAAGCAACUUCUGUCUGUCAGUGUGAGAAAGGUUACUUCAGAGCUGAGAAGGACCCACCGACUAUGGCAUGUACCCGGCCGCCUUCUGCUCCAAGAAAUGUGAUUUUUAACAUUAAUGAAACAGCUCUCAUGCUGGAGUGGAGCCCCCCGAGUGAUACCGGAGGAAGAAAAGAUCUUACAUACAGUGUCAUCUGUAAGAAAUGUGGGUCGGACACCAGCCAGUGUGAGAUUUGUGGGGGAGGUAUCCGCUUCAUCCCCAGGCACACAGGUCUCAUCAACUCCUCUGUGACAGUGCUGGACUUCGUGUCGCACGUGAACUACACCUUCGAAAUAGAAGCCACGAAUGGGGUCUCGGAGCUGAGUUUCUCUCCCAAGCAAUUCACAGCUAUCACGGUUACCACAGACCAAGAUGCACCCUCCUUGAUAGGUAUGGUAAGGAAGGACUGGGCUUCCCAAAACAGCAUUGCCCUCUCCUGGCAAGAGCCGGACUUUCCCCAUGGAGCCAUUCUGGACUACGAGAUCAAGUACUAUGAGAAAGUCUACCCACGGAUAGCGCCGGCAUUUUGGCACUACCUGCGGGUAGAAGAGCAUGAGCAGCUCAGCUAUUCCUCCACAAGGUCCAAGGCUCCAAGUGUUAUCAUCACAGGUCUCAAGCCAGCCACCAAGUAUAUAUUUCAUAUCAGAGUCAGGACGGCAGCAGGAUACAGCGGCUAUAGCCAGAAGUUUGAAUUUGAAACUGGAGAUGAAACUUCUGAUAUGGCUGCGGAGCAGGGACAGAUUCUUGUAAUUGCCACUGCUGCUGUUGGUGGAUUCACUCUCCUGGUCAUCCUCACUUUGUUCUUCCUCAUCACCGGGAGAUGCCAGUGGUACAUAAAGGCCAAAAUGAAAUCUGAAGAGAAAAGAAGGGCUCAUUUGCAAAAUGGAGAUUUACGUUUCCCGGGAGUCAAAACAUAUAUCGAUCCAGACACGUAUGAAGACCCAUCUCUUGCUGUCCAUGAGUUUGCAAAGGAGAUAGAUCCUUCAAGAAUUCGUAUUGAGAGAGUUAUUGGGGCAGGUGAGUUUGGAGAAGUAUGCAGUGGACGUCUGAAGACACCCGGAAAAAGAGAGAUACCUGUUGCAAUUAAAACUCUAAAAGGUGGCUAUGUGGACAGGCAGAGAAGAGAUUUCCUGAGAGAGGCUAGUAUCAUGGGACAAUUUGAUCACCCAAAUAUAAUUCGCCUUGAAGGAGUUGUUACAAAAAGAUCCUUUCCGACCAUUGGGGUGAAGUCUCUUUCGAGAUUCCUGAGGGCGGGAUUUUUAAAUAGCAUCCUGGCCUCACAUCCAGUGUCAGGGGGUGGAUCUUUACCCCCCAGCAUUUCCUCUGGCAGACCAGUAAUGAUUGUAGUUGAAUACAUGGAGAAUGGAUCCCUUGACUCCUUUCUGCGGAAGCACGAUGGCCACUUCACGGUCAUCCAGCUGGUUGGCAUGCUGCGGGGGAUUGCGUCUGGCAUGAAGUACCUCUCGGACAUGGGCUAUGUACACCGUGAUCUGGCAGCCCGUAAUAUCUUGGUCAACAGUAACCUCAUGUGUAAAGUCUCCGAUUUUGGUUUGUCACGAGUGUUAGAGGACGAUCCUGAAGCUGCUUACACAACAAGCGGUGGAAAAAUACCCAUAAGGUGGACAGCUCCUGAAGCUAUAGCUUACCGGAAGUUCUCUUCGGCAAGCGACGCGUGGAGCUAUGGAAUUGUAAUGUGGGAGGUGAUGUCCUAUGGUGAGAGACCAUACUGGGAGAUGUCCAACCAGGAUGUUAUACUGUCUAUCGAAGAAGGCUACAGGCUUCCAGCCCCCAUGGGCUGCCCAGCUUCUCUUCACCAACUAAUGCUUCACUGCUGGCAAAAGGAGAGGAACCACCGUCCAAAAUUCAGUGAUAUUGUCAGCUUCCUAGACAAACUGAUCCGCAAUCCGAGCACCCUUCAUACCCUAGUGGAGGAUGUACUUGUAAUGCCAGAUUCACCUGGUGAGGUUCCAGAAUAUCCUUUGUUUGUUUCAGUCAGUGACUGGCUGGACUCCAUAAAAAUGGGUCAGUAUAAAAAUAACUUCAUGGCAGCAGGUUUCACUACUUUGGAUAUGGUUUCAAGAAUGAGUAUUGAUGACAUUAGAAGAAUUGGAGUUGUACUCAUUGGACACCAGAGACGAAUAGUCAGCAGUUUACAGACUUUGCGGUUACACAUGAUGCACAUACAGGAGAAAGGAUUUCAUGUAUGAAAGUACUAGAAUCAACUGUGUUUUGUGCCUCAGCAUUUCUAAAAUGGAAAAAUAUUCUCAUUCUUCCCUUCUGCUCUUCCCAACUUCAAGAACUGCAGUCUCCUCUUCAGACUAUAAAAGUACUUCUAUGUUAAUGCUUCCAAACUGGAAUUUUUAAUCACACUGCAUAGCUCCUCCGCCAGUUAUCUGCCGAUAAAAUCCUGGCCUACUGCAAGACUCUUGCUACACAUUGAUGAAUAACUCAGCAUGGAUGUGUAACUUUGUAUAACAGUAUUUGGGAAACUUUCAUGAACUUACUUGAAAGUAGUAAUCUAUUUGGCCUGGUGUGGCUUCUUUAUCGAUGUAUUUAGAGUUUGCUGGUAGAUCAAAAAGUAUUUGACUUCUUUCAUGUUCUGUGACCAUGUAACUUCCAAUACCAAAUGUGCAAUCAAAAAGAAGUUUGACAUAAAUAUUUAUUUUAUCUCUUAACUAAAUCCAAAUGUAUGGAUCCUAUCGUUAUAUUACUUUAUGAUAGUUUGAAUGCUGGUAAGCCGGUGCCUCAAAACCUUAGUAUUGUUUGCAGAAAUGAUUAAUGAUUUUAUGUACCGAGUUUUCAUUGUGUGAACAAUUGGGAGGAUAGUGAGAGUUUGAAAUCUUAAGGUCCUUGAUUUUUAAUUACUUUAGCACUCGACACUUUUUAUGCUUUAAAUUUUAGAUUAGGUUGGAAAAUUUGUUCAUCCUUGUGAUUCUUCACUACCCUAAACCUUCGGGGUUUUAGUAAUACUCAGCAUUAGCUUCUACUACGUGGCAAAAUAUCGCUGGAAAACUGAUUGUAAUGUUUCCAUAACCAUGUGUAAAUCAUGGUUGUCAGCUAUAUUGUGGCCAUGCAGACUUCAGAAGGCUUUCUGUUCCAAAAAUGCAGGCCUCCGCUGCUUGAACUAAGCGUAAUUUCCACCAGUGGUAGUAGACCUGAGAGGGACAGCCAUCAGUGGGGCGACGUGCUUAUUCCCAUGGAAGCAUGCCGGACGUAUCAUCCUCCAGUUAAGGGCAGUGGUACAACCACCAACGAAUGCUGGAAGUUACACGCUGUGGUAUUCAGUUACCUUGUACAUAGGCAGAAAAGGAGAUGUAGGACAGCAGUGUAAUAUGUUGCCUUGAGUCUACUUCUAACUGCUUUUAGAAGUAAAAAGCAGACUCUGCAGAAAUGGAGCUCUGGUUACUACGGGCUAGAUCUUCAUUUAGUACUGAUAUCUAAAUGACAUCGAAGUCAGUUACCUUUAGAACUCUUCAAUAGCCAUAUUUACAUGCAAGAAAACGGCUGCAAAGGCCUAACAUAAUAUUUGUACCUCUCUUCAGACUUACAGCUUUCAUGUUUUAUUCAGACAACUUACACAGACUACAUUUCCAAACUUUUGCUGGGCUACACUUCCAAACUUUUGCAUGGGAUAUGCGCUACUGGGAAGAGGGGAAGGAGCGCAUGUCUGCAUGCUGUGGAAGUCACACACAGAUCUACAUGCAUGUCACAUGUAAACUGGGUGCAGAUGCUUUUCUUGAUUUACACAUAGUUUGGAGGACGUUUUUGAGUUACAUGGCGUUCCAAUAUACUCAAGCAUUAUAACUCUUCCCUUAAAACGUGCAUUUGGGUAAUUAAUAUAAUAUAUGUGUAUAUCAAAAUUAACUAACUACUUUAUGUAAUCAUAAUGAUAUUUACUGCUUAAUUUACAGCUUGUGAAUCAAAAUGUAUUUCCUAACUCUUGGAAAAGGCUGCCAUUGUAUAUUGGUGGCAAAGAAGGAAAAUCAGAAAGCAACUCAGAAAAGAUUAUGCUUCCAACCAGUUCAGAGUAAGACACGCUAGGCCUGAAUCACUGUUGUCACUUUAUGUUGGAAUAACUGCAUUAAUUUCAGUGGGAUAACAGUAGUGCAAUAAGUAAAUUUUCCUUCCUUUCAUUAAAAAAAAUAAACAGACUUAACUGAGGAACAAGUUUUCUAAAGAUCAGGAUUCUCCGGUGUUCUACAAUGCCAAUUUGAUGAGUUUGUUUAAAGACGGGGCAGCUCCAGUCCUAUUCUAGCAACAAAGGUAAUUUUGCCAGCAUGGGGAGUCCCACUGAACUCAGUAGGACUGUACAAGCACGUGCAUUUUGCACGAUCACAGGCCUUUGGUGAGGAAAAAAAGCAAUGUUUCUUUUCUGUGACUGUUAUUUGAAAAACUCUGCCCCAAUUCCGCAUCUGAAUAAUUGUCUGCCCCAAUUCCGCAUCUGAAUAAUUGUUAUGGCAAGAAAAUCGUACUUACCUGAGGCCUUUUAAAAAAAUACUGUCAUGACAGAGUAAUUUAAAAGUUUAUUUUCCUUUAUCGUUUUGCUAUCCAUUUUGCCUGUCAUUGCUUCUGUGGCUGGCAACGUGACAUCCAUGGAAGGAGCCUCUCUCACAACUAAAUACAUUACCGAGGAGGUAGGAGUCUGUUAGUUGUUAAUGGGGUUUGAAAAUUACUCAUAACUAAUCCAAACCAUGUAUGUGCACUUUUCAUUCUCCUUUACAUGUUUUUUCAUUCCUGGUAGUGCGAAUGCAGAGCAGCGUAUUAUGUGCAUACAACCUGGAUAUAUUUCAUGGAAAUUAAUUUCCAAAUUUAUCACACUACUGAAAAUAUAUUUUCAAUAGAAAAAAUAUAACAAUGUUAAAACAUUUAUUAAUCAGAUAUAUUUUUUAUAUAAACAAGAGUUUGGGUAACCAGAAAGGAAAGAACAAGGGGUUCAUUGGGUGAGGAUGUUUAUUAAAAACAUUGUAAAUCCAGGAUUUUGUGGGUUUAUAUGGCUUGGAGUUUUUGUUGUUGUUGUGGUGCAGUAUGACACUUUUAUAUUAGUUAUCUUGAACAAAUUUACAUUUUGCCCAUAUUGAAACAUUUUAUUUGCUCUUGCUCUGAUUGCAAGCCUACUCUUGUUUUGGUUUCAUUUGGGUUUUUUCCUAAUUGUUUCAUUUAAAAACGAAUUAAAAACCAGCAGGGGUUAUUUUUCAAAUGUGAGCUUAAUUCUGUGCAGGCCACAAAUAUAUAUAUGAAAUUAGAGUAACUUUCUUUGUUACAGGGGGUACUUUCUUCAGAUGAAAAGUAGCUCUAGUUAUCCUGCAUAUUGCAGUGUACAGUUAGAGUUAAAAUUUAAAAAAUUUAAGCAAAUCUAGUAGGCUGUUCUUUAGAAUGUGGCCCACAUUGCAGAGUGCUUCACGACUAAAAGUACUCAUUGAAAGUUCACAAAAUAAAGUGUGCGUGAUAUGCAAGCUAAAAAAAAAGGCAUUAAAAUGCAGACAUAAGGAAAUAGUUAUGUUAUUUACAAAUAAUAUCCAUGUGUAGAUUUUUCUCAUAAAAUCCAUCCAUCUGUACUGUUACCACUACUUGUGUAUCACUUAAGCCUCCAAAACACAGUUUAAGUGAGGGCUUUGACUGCUGAGCAGGACCAGGUCAGUGUCUCUUGGCCGACAAGUGCACUGUCCCAGCUCACCAUCAUGUGCCAACCACAGUGCUUCCAAAGUUGACUGAGAAGCAAGUUGGAUGUCCAUGCAGCCAAGCAGGGCGGUCAUCUAGCAUGGAAAACAUAUCAGUCAUCCUUACUCAAGCUAUCCCCAACUUGUCAGUCAGAGCCCUGAGACCUACUGUGGGGAAGUCUUCACCUCACCUAAUUUUGGAGGCCUGCAUUUGAGCUAGUCAUCCAAGGUUCCCUUUUAAUCAAUGAAGAUAAGUGGGCCCUUGUAGAAUGUGAAUCAUCUUACAAAUGUAAUUAUUUACUUCUGGGUUAGAUGAAUUGUGCCAUUCAAAGAGAUCAAAAUGACUAGCUCAUAUCCAGGCAUCUGUGUUUGGUCAGGUGAAUGUCAUGCAUUGAUUGUAUCCAGUGUGUACGCUGAACCCAUGGAAAAGAGGGGAUCUUGUCCAUAAUGCUGGUGUUAAAAUUGAACAAGUAGCAGCAGAAGGUUUAGUAGAUUUUGCUCAUGAGGUGUUUGCACAUUGAAAUUACUGAGAAGCAAUGGGACUCCAUGAGGUGAAAGGAAGAGAACUGAGCGAUGUAAUUGAGUUUUUUCUUAAGCACAAGUUACACUUUUUGUUUCCCAUGAAUGUAAAUUCAGUGUCUCUCCAAUAAAAGCUUAGACACGUGCUAUGCUUUAAGACAUCAGCCAAGACGUUUCAGCAUAAGGCAAUCCUUUAAUUGCAAAUAGUGCACUCAACAAUAAAUUCAAUAAAAAUGGACAAAGCAUUCUGUGUCCAAAAUUGUGUUAGGUAUUAGCUGGAUUGUACUGACAUGGAACUCAUAGACUGUAGUACUUUGAUUUUUCUGUAAUUUAAGACUGACUAUCCAUUUUCCAAUUUUUAUAUGAUGAGCCUAAUACUGGGCUUCAUUAAUUUCUUUUUUAAUGCAAAUUCAUACAGGAUCCAAACAUGGGUCAUAAGUAACAUCCAGAUGUCCUUUAUUCAGAUGCAGUAGAGAUUUACUAUGUGGAGUAGCUGGGACUGUGGAGGUACCUAGUAAGACUGUAUUAACCACAGCAAUUUUGAUCUUAGAAUGACCCCAUGGGACCAUAUCAGCCACCGAGGUAAAGCAGUAUAGAACAUAUUGAACUUGUGUUGAAGACCAGUUGCUAAAUUUCAGCAGGCCCCAUUCCAAACUGAGGCAUGUAUUAAGCUGUUUUAACUCAGCUGAUGGAAUGAUUCUAUAAGACACGUUCUGGCAGCUGAGAAUUUCUCUUAUGAACACAGGGUAUCUGUAGCUAACCCAUCAUGGGCUCAAUCUUGGAAUAUGUCCAACAGAGAGUGGAAAGGAGGUCUCACUUCUAAUCCAGUCCAACACAUCUUUUAGAGUAACAAAAGUUAGUAUCAUAAUAAAAAGUCUGUCUUCCAUUGCAUCUUCUAGGAAAAGUAUUAAAACUAGAGAUACUUCACUUACGGCAUUUGCACAUGGUUGAAGAGCACUGUAUUCUGUGAAACAGUUUUCUUCCGGAAUACCCUUGUUCACCAAUUGUAAUUGAUCUCUUCUGAAUAAAUGGCAAAUACAAUAAUCUUUUUUUUCUUUUUAUAAUGGUACUAUUGUUAUUUUUUGAGAGUGAGGGAAAGAUGUAUUGGGCUGGGCUAACACUUAGUAGGACAAUGGUCUUGAAAUCUCUUGGAGAGACAAAUGAAUCAGCACUGAAGAAGAAAAAAAAAAUCCCUAAAGCCUACAAUAGGGUGAAAAAGGAAGAACUGUCUGUAUUGUGCUAAGGAGCUCUAACAAAACCCAAAAGAGUUGCAUAAGACAGUUCCAUGCAGUUACAGCUCAUAAAUACCUUCUACCAUCACAAACUGUAUUUAGUGGUGCAUACUGCUCAUCCAUGAGUGCUAUGGUUGUAUAUAGUUCCUCAGAUUAUGGACCAGGAUACGCUGAGCACGUUAUAAAAUAUUUGUCUAUAUGUACAUAAAGAAUUGUAAAUACAAUGUGUAUCAUAAUGGCUGAGAUUUGUCAAGCCUACAGAAUUAAUUACCUAACUCCCAAUAACGCUAAUGGGGUUGAUCUACUCCACUGGCUUUUAAAAUUUUUAACAGCAUGCACUGUAUGUGUAUAGUACUUCCAAAACUUCCUUGGCUUAUUAUCUGGAAAUGGAUAGCCUCCCUUUUCCUCUACAGGCAGAAAAAACGUUUUCAAACUGGUUUACAGAAAGCUGCCUGGUCACCUGACGCUGACCCUUAUACCACCACCACACCAAACACGCUUUCUACUUAUUCUCUGUACAACUAAUUACUGUAGAAAUCAUCAGUGAUCAUAAAGAGGAAGCAAGGUGCCCAUGAGGCAGCAUCUCUAGUAAGAGGUAGUCCAUGCUAUAAGAAGAUUGAGGCCCUCUGCUGAUGUCACCAAAGAUAUUUAAACAGUAUAUAAAUUAUUUUCUUUUAAAUAGCCAUUUAUAGACACUUAUGAGGUUAAAAUGAGGGGAAUUUUCAAUGGAAUAUGAGUAAGGAUAUGCCAAUAUAAAAAGAUGUGCUGAAUUUUAGAAAGGAAAACCAACAAAAAUGGUUGAUGAAAAAACAUGAGGUUAAAAAAUGGAUUAGAGCUAAAAUAUAUGUACAUAUUUUAUAUGUGAAAUAAUAUAAUGCCAUUCAGUGAAAUCUAUUUGUGUGUAUGUUUCUUUAAAUAUUCUACAUGAGAGUCUCUUACCCUUCUUUCGUGCAAGAGAUUUCCCAAGUACAUCUCUCUUCCAGAAAAGUUUGGCGUAUUAUCUGAUAUGAAAUAUCAGAAAUGAAAACCUGUGUAAUUAAACUGGAAUAAAAAAUGCCAAGUCAUGAUACUGAAGAUAUGGAAAAAAUAUAUUUAAAAGAUCAGUCUAAAAAUCACUUGAAGUUUUCACAGCUGUUCUACUUUGUUCCUGUCCAAAAUUCUGACCUAUGUCUAUGCAUCUGAGCGCCUCAGUAAUAAUGUAUGUACUGUGCCAUGCUCAGAAACUCCCGAAACAGUUACAGUUUUGUGUUUGUGCUGCUUAAUUCAUAUUAGAAGGCCUAUUAGAAAAGGGACUAUUUACAUGAGUAGAAUUAGGCAUAAAGGACUUGCAAAUCCAAGUCUCUAAAAUAUUUCUAAGGCAGCAUGAGAUAACAUUAUUUGAUCUUUUUUUUUUUUAACUUCAAUACCACAUAUGGUUUCCUUGAGGAGUCCAGUAUAUUCAUUGAUACGAUCACAAAACCUCCUGCGCAUAUUGUUCUCAAUAUGUGAGGAAAUAUUGCUGACUUUUUGCUUUCUUUGGGAAAUACUACACGUCUUGGGAAAUAUUAACCUCUAACAUGCACGUCAGCAAGCUGAUUGCAAAUUUGUGAAUAAACCAUAAUAUUAUACUAAUACUUCUCGUCAUUGACAAUUCAGUGAAGAACUGCUAAGCAGCAGCAUGUAUGUUGAGCAGUAGAUAAACGAAAACCCUGGGACUAAAAUACACAAAUCAAAGAGAAAUCUAGCUCUCUGUGUGAUGCCUGGGGCCUUGGUUGUAUAGAAAGAAACCUUGAGUCUAGGAUUCUGGAAAAUCAAAUUUGGGGAACAUCUACAUUGGAAUCCCAAAAUAUUCAUUUCUGGUUGUGAAUGAUGAAAAAGUGCCCAUUGAAACAGUCUAGGGAGUAUUUUCAUAGUAUCAUUACCGUGUAAUGCUGAGGCUCCUCUACAGCAGUGAUAAGAAAAAAAAAAUCUAUUUGCUGGUUUUUCAGGGUCUGGCCUAUGACAAUAAAACAGGUACAAUUGUCACCGUUUAGAUUAGAACCUCCAGUAGACACAAUUCUGUAACUGAAGGACCUCUUAUUGCAUACUGGCGUUUUUGAGAGGAACCUAAAUAAACAGUAGAGAGUAAAGCUAUCCAGUUAAAAAUGGCUUACAAACCGAAUUUUUGGUUUUCUCUCAUUCAGACUGAGCUCUACCCGAGAAUGAUUAAGAGGCAAAAAGGAAAAACAAAACAGGAUUAUUUUUUUUAAGCAGCUGAAUGCUCUGAGCUGUAUAACUUAGCAUCACAGUACCUUUAUGUACUUUCUGUAGAUUUGUAGGUUUUGUAGGUUUCUGUAGAUUUGCGUGGAAUGGAUGGGCUCAUUUAAUAGGGGAGAAAAGAGUGCACUGAGCAUAAAAGACAAUGCUACUACCUCAGGGGUGCAAUGAAAUAGAUUAUGGCUACCUUCAACAUGGCAGAGCUGAACUGCAAGGUACAAAAGGUGGUUGCUGCACUUCUGUUUUAUCUGGAAUCAGCUACUAUCUCUGAGUUUGGAAUAAGUAUUUAAAAUGACCUACACAUCUAAUAGAGUAUCUAACAGAAAUGUUUUUGGGGUUUUUUUUCCCCUAGAAAAUGCCCCAAAAUCCUGGAUUUAAAUUCAGGAUAAAACCAUCAUCCCCAUCAAACAAACAGAACCUACAAAAAAUAGGAUUCGUCUAUCUUUCUUCUUUCCUAAACAUAUACCGUUAUGCAAUACGAUCUCCCCUUCAUAAGAGAAGUUCUAGCUGAUAAUUUGCCUCUUUGAACAAGUUGUUUCAUACUCCUAGUGCAUUGCAGUGUAAGUUUUGAGACUUACCAGUUAAUGAAAGGCACAGUAGCAAAUUAAAUAACUAAUGCCCUCCUAGUGUUUCUGUCUACUGGACUCUUUUGUUAAUU